CGGCGGUGGUGAGGCCGGGUCUUUGCGUGCUCGGGGAAGUUUUCUGUGGGUGGAGGUGGUCACCGAAAGGAAAGACGGCGCACUGUCGGCAGCUGGGAUGGAGUCGUGACCAGGUUGCCAUCACGAAAGCCAAAGUGGAUUUCUCCGGUGUGCUGUGCCUGCCCCCUUCCGUCAUUGCUGCAAAUGGGCUGGACGGAGGAGGGGCUGGCGAGAAUGAAGAUGAGACGGUGUUGGUGUCUCUUUCAGCGGCACCAAGCCCCCAGAGUGAAGCUGUUGCCAAUGAGCUGCAGGAGCUCUCCUUGCAGCCCGAGCUGACCCUAAGCCUCCAUCCUGGCUGGAACCCCAAUCUUCCUCCGCUAAGUGAGAGGAAGAAUGUGCUACAGUUGAAGCUCCAGCAGCGACGGACACGCGAGGAACUGGUUAGCCAAGGGAUCAUGCCUCCUCUGAAAAGUCCAGCUGCAUUUCAUGAACAGAGAAGGAGUUUGGAACGGGCCAGGACAGAGGACUACCUAAAACGGAAGAUCCGGUCCCGGCCAGAGAGAUCAGAGUUAGUGAGGAUGCACAUUCUGGAAGAGACCUCCGCUGAACCUUCCCUUCAGGCCAAGCAGCUGAAGUUGAAGCGAGCCAGACUGGCUGAUGACCUCAAUGAGAAGAUUGCCCAGCGGCCGGGUCCCAUGGAGUUGGUGGAGAAGAACAUCCUGCCUGUAGAAUCAAGCUUGAAGGAAGCUAUCAUUGUAGGUCAAGUGAACUACCCAAAGGUAGCAGAUAGUUCCUCCUUUGAUGAGGACAGCAGUGAUGCCCUGUCCCCAGAACAGCCUGCUAGCCAUGAAUCCCAGGGAUCUGUGCCAUCCCCAAUGGAAGCUCGAGUUGGCGAGUUACUUCCCACCCCCACAACGGCAUCCCCAGCUCAGGCCGUAUGUCAGUUAAAAAUCAGUAGCGAGGCCCCUUUCCUGUCUGAGCAGCAUCCAACACCUCUUCCACUUCCGCCACCUCCAGUGCCUCCUAAUCUCGCCAAUGGAGUUGCUACUCCUCCUGCCAAACCACUCCCAACCCUUAUAAAGCAAAGCCAGUCCAAGUCUUCAUGUGAGAAGUUGCAGCGCAGCAAAAAAUCCAAGGAACCGAAGCCGAAAGUCAAGAAGUUGAAAUAUCACCAAUAUAUCCCACCGGACCAAAAACAGGACAAAGGAGCUCCUCCCAUGGAUUCAUCUUAUGCCAAAAUCCUGCAGCAACAACAGCUCUUCUUGCAACUCCAGAUCCUUAAUCAGCAGCAGCAACAGCACUACAACUAUCAAACCAUCCUGCCAGCUCCACCAAAGCCUCCAGGAGAGCAGCAAAGUGGCAGUAGUGCCCCGCCCUUGCGUAGCCUCUCCACUGCUGUCAGCAGCACCUCAUCUGUUUCUCCUGGUUCUAAUGGAUUGAUGCGACCAAACAGCAACACUUCGGUGGGCAAGCCAGGAGCUCUUCCUACUAACCUUGAUGACAUGAAGGUGGCAGAGCUGAAGCAAGAGCUGAAGCUAAGAGCACUGCCUGUGUCAGGUACCAAGACGGAUCUAAUCGAGCGGCUCAAGGCUUAUCAGGAGCAGAAUGGUAUAGCUGGCCGAGCGCUCAGUGCUCCAAAGCCCAAUACGACAAUUCUCCCAAAGGCUGCUGAAGUGGUGGUAGCCUUCCCAGCCACCAGGCUGAGUUCAGGGCCAGCACUGGUCAGUGCUGGCAUUACUCCAGCAGAGGUUGUGAUGGCUGCAGUGGCUGGCAAUGGUGUGAUGAAGUUUGGUAGCACAGGCUCAACUCCUCCCGUUUCACCCACCCCCUCUGAGCGCUCUCUGAUGAGUGCUGGGGAUGAGAAUUCGACCAGUGGGGAUGCCUUUGGUGAGAUGGUGACUUCUCCCCUGACUCAGCUCACCUUACAAGCAUCACCAGUGCAGCUUUUGGUGAAGGAAGAGAGCUCCAGAGGCAGCACUUGCAGCUCUAAUCCAGUGUCGAGGACAGAGAUCUGCAAUAGCAGCCGGCAAGACAUGGAGGUCCAGGAUAAAGACCAGAUGCUGCAGGAGAAAGAUAAGCAGAUUGAGGAACUCACCCGCAUGCUGAAACAGAAGCAGCAGCUGGUGGAGAUGCUGAAGCUGCAGCUAGAGAGAGAAAAACGGUCUCAGCAUCCACUGCCAGCCACGUCUGUUGGAGAAGAGGGCACAGCCACGGUCCCUGAGCCGUUACCCUUUGGCACCCAUGUUAAGAGUGAAAAGGGCUUUGUGAGUUGCCAGUCUUCAGGGCAGCUCAACUGUCAGACUGACCAAUUAAAAUGCACACAAACCACUGUCCAAAUGGACACCUCAGAUACAAUCUCGGUGCCAAAGAAAACAGUGACGGUGAAGCAAGAGGUGCCAACUGCCGAAACUGAGCCACCAUGCCAGACCUCAAGUUUUUUCCUUGGCCAGCAAGGUGGAAGUUUCAGUGAUCUCAUCAAAGGAGCCCCUCCCCCUACCCUCAUCACAGAUUCCACUGGCACUCACAUAGUCCUCACAGUGACCAAUCGGAAUACUGAGAGGCAGGGCCUCUCACCUCAGGAAAAAGUGGGGAGCCGUUCCUUGCCAUUGAGGAGAAUGUCCUCACCACCAGUGAAAGCUCCUAGCCAACAACCUGUUAGCAGCCCCCAGUCAUCUCUGCAGCCGCCAAGUGAGCCCAUCAAGAAGGUUCAGAAGCCAGGUCUGCAGAUGGUCACUGAGCAGCUGCCUCAAACAGUCCUGUCGUUUUCUUCACCUCCUAACUUGCAACCCUUCUUCCUGAAUGGCUUUCACAAAGGACCCCUGAAAACAAGUGGCAAAACUGGCCAAUCCAGCAUGCCCCAAAAGCUUCUCUCGCAGCCAGGAUCUCCACCUCCUCUGUCUCCAUCCCAAAUGGAUCUUGAGCAGCAGAACCCAUCCUUCUUUGGUACUCCACCACCCUUGUCUCUCCCUUCCUCCUCUGUGUUGAUGAAAGACCCACCAGGUUAUGCAGAGGCUGUGAAACAGCAGCCGAAGCCCCUUGAGGAGAAUGGCUGCUCAAGCCAGCAAAUGGAUGACCUCUUCGACAUUUUAAUUGAGCAUGGAGAGAUCUCAGCUCAAUUCAAGGAGCAGUCUUCCCCAGGAAGGAAAGGCACCAUUAUUUCCCCAGGAUGCCCUUCUCCAUCUAAUAGCCACCAUUCCUCAGAGCUCCCCCUGCAGGUGCCCAUGGGCCAUACCAGCUCCAUUAAUCCCACCCCAGCAGGCAGACUGGAAGACUUCUUGGAAAGCAGCACUGGCCUCCCCUUGCUAACAGCUGGCCCUGAUGGACCUGAGCCUCUGUCCCUCAUCGACCUCUACAAUGAUAUGCUAAGCAGUUCAGCUAUCCUGGACCACCCAUCAUCACCUAUGGACACAUCAGAAUUGCACUUUGUCCCUGAGCCUACUGGGGAGCCGAGUUUGGACCUGGGAGAGGCUAACUUGGACAGUAUGGAUUGGUUGGAGCUGUCAGGAGGGCCAGUGAUGAGCCUCACCCCCCUCAGUACUGCAACACCUAGCCUUUUCUCCACAGACUUCCUUGAUGGACAUGAUUUACAGCUGCACUGGGAUUCUUGCUUAUAGUUCUCUGAGCAUGCAGACUGAAAGGAGCGGUACAGCUAGGUGUAGGGCAUGGGUGGGAUCUUAUGCGAAGGUUGCUUCUGUCUUGAGAACCCCACAUUUUGACCAGCUUUCAUGAAGCUAGAGCCAAGGGCCUGUACCAGUGAUGUCUUCUGAUUCGACCUCAGGCAAGCUACAUUUCUCACGGCUAUUGGCGGGCUGAGACAUGAUCCUUUCCUCAAAUGCUUAGCAGCCAUACCAGAUGCAUGAAUUGUUGGAGUCUUUCAGCACAGAGCGCUGCCUCUCCUAUGCGAAUUGUCAAUCUGGGUGGGGUUGGGGAUUUAGUGUAAAGCCAUGGUUAUAGAGCAGCUUGGAAGAACUCAUUGGAGAAAGCCAGCCUCCUUGUUGGCCUUGAGUCUGUCUAGUUAGGAGGCAUCUUUAAAAAAACCAAAAACUUGGCAAAACUUAAUUUGGCCAUAUUAUGAAGAGAUUUCCUUAGAUUUAGGAGAAAGAGUGGGGAUAAGGAUGAGUACAGGACUAAGGCUUUUGCUGUCCUCAGUUUAUAUGGCUGGGCAUCCUUUUGCAAGAGCCUUUCCCUAAUUAUUCCAUAGUAUAGGUGCAUUCUGUCUGGCAAGAAAGUCAAGCCCAAGUUAUGUGCCAGAGCUUAGAUAAUAGCCAUCUUCCUAUGGCUUGCUGCUAUUUGUUGCAUGUAGACUUUGUUUUUGGCUUGGCUCCAUGCUCUGGCUGUGGUAUCUCACUUAGCUGAAAUUUCUGUCCCAAGCACUGAGUUGGCCUUGAAUCAAGACAGCUGUAUCAGGGAUGAUAUUUUCAGCCCCCUGUAAUUGCUCUACUGUCUCCUCUUAAUAAUCCUCUCUAUGAAACCUAGUUGCCUAGACUUGUUGGUCGAAGAGGUGGAGUUCUGGGAAGUUUUGACCUUUUGGCAGCACAAGCAUCCGGAGCAGCUGUGCUGCACUAUGCUGGUGUUCCUUGUGCUUAUGCUAGUCAUUGGUUUAAGUUCAGCCAAUCAUCCCAAAGGUUUCCUGUAUAUGAAGCAUAGCUUGCUCUAUUCCAGAGGUUGACAUUAUGGGGAAGUCUGCUCUCUGCUGUUGGUCAGUGCAUUGAAAGGGCUGUGGCUGCACUUCACUUUGGAGAGCUUAGCUGAUCACACUCCUCCAGAUGAAGCAGUUUUAAUUAAAAAGGACCUCUGAGAGCAUGAGCACGAGCACCAACAUCCUCCCUGAGGCAGAAGCCUUUGGUGCUUCUUGCUAAGGAGUUGCAUGUCUGUCAAUGCACAGAGGAACUUUCCUAUCACCAUAGGCUCUGCUGCUGUGUGGUUAAGAGUGGUUGAAAACCACAGGCUUGCCUCUUGAUACCUGGUUUCAUUUAUAGCUGGUAAAAUCUUUGUAUAUAGCUGUUAAAAAACUUGUUUUGUUUUUGGAAAGCAAAUGAAGUUAAUCUACCUGGUUAGGAGGUGGUUACUUUCUUUUAGCUCCUUCUCUUGUGUGAUAAAACUGUUGGGGAGCUGGUAUUUUAGCCUGUGGUUUGGUGAGGAAGAGGAUUUGGUCCUUGGACUGCCAAUUUUAGCCUUAUUGCACAUGUCACUCAAAGGAAACGGUAUUUCUAGUAGCCUUUUUCCCCUCUCAUAUUAAAUAUGUAGUUUAUGUGUCUGCUGGGACUGCCUCCCUCUCCACAGUGGGAGAAGGUUCCUCUCUCAUUUCACAGGAUUCCAAAAGCCCCUUCUGUUUCUCUUAUGUUAUAAAGACUAUAUAACAUAUCCCAUAUGUCCCCUUUAUGGUGAAUGGACUUACCUGGAAGAGAAUAUUGCAGUUAUGUGACUGGCCAACUGCAUGUGAAACUUAUUUCAUUCAGUAAAAAAAUCAGUUUUGGAAAUUAGAUGGUUAUAGCUGCCGAAGUAGUGUAUUCCUUGUAUUUUCUUCAGGACCUACUACUUAAUCGUAUCAGUCUGUGACUAAUUUGGAAAGUUGGAGCUAGACUUGGGGUUAUUCAUUGUGCGAAAAAACAGAGUAAGCCAACUUCAGUAAGGGGAGAGGACCAGGUUCAGUACUACACUCUUGCCUCUUUUCAUAUUAAGAGCAAUUAAUGAGUUUAGAUUUUGUGGUGGUCAUUGGCCAAGUCAGGGCAGCUGUACCAGCAACAGGGGCUUGUACAGCAAGAGUGCUAUCCAAAUAGAUGCCUGGCUUCAAAAAGGGAAACAUGUUGUCCUAGUCUAGUGUAAAAUGAAGAAAAGCACUACAGUUAAAUUAAGCCCAUUGUGGGUAUGUUACUCUUUCAUGGAAUGAGAAAAUGAUUGGUAUUAAGCUGUCCAUUUUUCUCCAGUGUAUAAAAUUACUCUGCUUAUAUAAUAUGUCCCCCAAAUUAUCCUUAUAUCCCCAAAGUAAAACAAGAGCACCUAAGGGUCUGCCUGUAGUUUGAAUGUACUCUUUCUCCUGCUGAUAACCACUGCUUGUAUUAGAUUAUUAGCGCACACAUGUUACUCUACUAUGCAUUAAGGAAAAGGGUUAUCAGCUUACACACGAGGCUUAGGCAGUGCUGUAGUAUUAGACCUAGAGUGAACAUGCAACUGGAAGAGGGCAUGGAAUGAGCAGUUACUUGGAAAGACAAUGGAUAAAUCAAAUUAUUUUUUCAGUUACAGAUUUUUGAAAAAUCAAUUUUAUUAAAAAAAUUGUAUUGUA
This is a messenger RNA of Rhineura floridana, 6262 nucleotides long. It is a transcript of the gene MRTFA, whose product is annotated as myocardin related transcription factor A. Lineage: Eukaryota; Metazoa; Chordata; Lepidosauria; Squamata; Rhineuridae. The transcript has 16 exons. Gene Ontology annotation, biological process: smooth muscle cell differentiation. The record is from RefSeq and is a predicted model, not a curated record. The coding region runs from base 435 to 3593 and encodes 1052 amino acids.